AUGGAGAAUGGCAAUGCCAAUAAGAGCAGCUAUGACGACAUAAACGGCAAGAUAAUGCUGAUAUCGAUCGUCAUUGUCUCCGUCGUUCUCACCAUAAUGAUAUGCUUCCACAUCUACGCCCGCUUGUACCUCCGACACUCUCGCCAACUCCGCCGCAAUAAUCAUAGCAUCCGCCGCAACGCGCACCACCACCCUCACUUCGUAUUCUACGUGAACCCCGCCGUCAUGUUGGCCUCCCGCGGCCUCGAUGCCUCCGUGAUUGCCUCCCUUCCCGUCUUCACCUUCUCCCGCAAGACCCACCCUCACACCGUCGACUGCCCCGUUUGCCUCUCGGAGUUCGAGGACGGGGAAACGGGUCGGGUCUUGCCCACGUGCAACCACACCUUCCAUACUGAAUGCAUCGAUAUGUGGUUCCACUCCCACUCCACCUGCCCACUUUGCAGGGCACCCGUGGAGACUCCGAAACGACCCGAUUUGGUUAUAACUGUGGGCCAUUCUGAACCAGGUUCGAGUUUUCAAGGUGAUGGACUGAACCAAACCGGACCCGUGGUUUCUCCUAGUUUGGUCCCAAAGGAUUCUUCGUCGAUUGUGAAUGUGAGCGUUGAGGUGCCCGCAAGAAACGAAGAUUAUGGUUGCCAGUCGCCGUCGUCUUCGUCGUCGUUUCGGUCACCGGUGGGUCGCAUGCUGUCGUUGAAGAGGAUUCUGAGCAGAGACCAGAAAGCGAGCGCAGUUGGGUGCAGCUCGACGGCAGAGGAAGGUGGACGAUCGGAAACUCAGUAA
Molecule: messenger RNA, 780 nt
Organism: Arachis stenosperma
Lineage: Eukaryota; Viridiplantae; Streptophyta; Magnoliopsida; Fabales; Fabaceae
Product: RING-H2 finger protein ATL2-like
Exons: 1
Coding region: 1-780 (259 amino acids)
Biological process (GO): protein ubiquitination
Source: RefSeq, a predicted model, not a curated record